CUGAACACUGCAAACAUGAAGGCCUUCAUCGUUUUGGUUGCCCUGGCUUGUGCCGCCCCAGCUUUCGCCCGCACCAUGGACCGUUGCUCCCUGGCCCGCGAGAUGUCCAACCUGGGCGUUCCCCGCGACCAGCUGGACAAGUGGACCUGCAUUGCCGAGCACGAGUCCUCCUACCGCACCGGAGUGGUGGGUCCCGAGAACUACAACGGCUCCAACGACUACGGCAUCUUCCAGAUCAACGACUACUACUGGUGCUCUCCUCCCAGCGGUCGCUUCUCCUACAACGAGUGCGGUCUCAGCUGCAAUGCCCUCCUGACCGACGACAUCACCCACUCCGUGAGGUGCGCCCAGAAGGUCCUCAGCCAGCAGGGAUGGUCCGCCUGGUCCACCUGGCACUACUGCAGCGGAUGGUUGCCGUCCAUCGAUGAGUGCUUCUAAGCCGACUUUGAAUAGAAUAAAAUGAUUGCAUAACGCCAGCAUCUGCUCUUUGAACUACACAAUCUUCUGAAGUUCUAUAUACUAACGCUGGUAGCUUAGGUUAACUUGGGCUGACUAGCAUGCAUAAGUUGGGUAAUUCAUUUAUCCUUAGUGCCAUUACCAGUAGUAUUACUUUUCCCCCAAGCACAGUAAAACCCGCAAUCAUGAAAUAUCGCUGAUUAUACAUUAUGGAAAUAUUUAACUCCUAAGCCACCAGAUCAUUAAGUAAUAAUAAGGCCCGCUUUCGACAACUCUU
Drosophila santomea is the source of this 733-nucleotide messenger RNA. Its product is annotated as lysozyme A/C-like. The record is from RefSeq and is a predicted model, not a curated record. Gene Ontology annotation, molecular function: lysozyme activity. The transcript has a single exon. The coding region runs from base 16 to 438 and encodes 140 amino acids. Lineage: Eukaryota; Metazoa; Arthropoda; Insecta; Diptera; Drosophilidae.